Messenger RNA from Diabrotica balteata, 1125 nucleotides. Lineage: Eukaryota; Metazoa; Arthropoda; Insecta; Coleoptera; Chrysomelidae. The record is from the annotation of a GenBank genome assembly.
AUGGAUAAUGAUUUUAGGAAUCAUAUUUUGAAAGAACACAAUAGUUUCAGAAAUUACAUAGCAAGUGGAAAGGAGAAACGGAGCGGUGCUACGUCUGCAUCCAAUAUGAUGGUUCUUAAUUACGAUUUUGAUCUCGAAUUUUCAGCUACUUGCACCGCUAAUAAAUGUAAAAUAGAACACGAUCAAUGUACACGUACUAGAAAAUUUUAUUAUGUAGGAACAAACCUUCAUAGAGGAUCUUUAGAAACAUCACAAAAGGCAGCAGUAAACGACUGGUAUUCGGAAAUUUUAUUUAUGCGGCCUGAACUUUUCGAUCGCUACUUAAUUAUACUGGCUGCUAGAAACUUUACUCAAGUUGUCUGGGCUAGGACAACGCACAUUGGAUGCGGAAGAGCACAUUCAGAAGGUAGUUAUUAUUUGGCUUGUAAUUACGGCCCAUCUGGAAAUAAGCUUUAUGGCUCUGUUUACAAAAAAGAAAAACUUUAUGCUGGCCAAUCAAAAAAUGAACAAGACACCUUUUUAAUGGGGUGUAUUGAAAGAUUCGAUGUCAAACGGCACAGACCAACAGUUGAUCAUUCAAAACAAAUCAAUGCCUCAUUUAAGUAUUAUGUGAUCGUGUCUGGAAAUCGUUCAGAAGUAUGUCGCAAAGCAUUCAUAAGUUUGUAUGCAAUUUCACACAAAAUAGUUAUCAGACUCACAAAUCUCUUGGCGAAGGGAAUGUCUCCUCUUGACAUGAGAGGCAAGCAUUUAAAUUGUGUUAAUACUAUUCCAACCACUAUAACUACCAAAAUACAUGAACAUAUCGAUUCAUAUCCUAAAUAUUUAACCCAUUACACUAAGCAACCUAUAACCUAUUUGGAUGCUAAGCUAGAUGUACUGAAAAUGUAUGAUAUGUUUCUUCAAAAACACCCUGACCUUGGAACAAAAGUAAAGUACGAGUUUUUUCUAAAAUACUUCAAAGAAAAUUUUGGAUAUAGAUUUGGGAAGCCACAAGUCGACGUAUGUUCAACUUGCGAAGACCUUCAAACUAAACUAAAAUCCACUACAUUGAAUGAUAACGCUAAACGUACCGCUGCUGCAGAGCUAAUAGUGCAUAAGAGACGUGCAAAAAAAAUUUUACACUAA